Lethenteron reissneri (Far Eastern brook lamprey) is the source of this 2390-nucleotide messenger RNA. Its product is annotated as cytochrome b5-like. Gene Ontology annotation, molecular function: heme binding. The record is from RefSeq and is a predicted model, not a curated record. Gene Ontology annotation, cellular component: intracellular membrane-bounded organelle; membrane. NCBI's taxonomy places the organism in Eukaryota, Metazoa, Chordata, Hyperoartia, Petromyzontiformes, Petromyzontidae.
GAAACCACGUGACUCAGCUCGCCACACCCCCUCACCCCCUCAACUCCUCCCACUCCGGGUGUCACGUGGUCGGAGCAAUCGGCCCGUGCGAGAGAUCGGAGGAGGAAGAUGGCGAUGGCGGGCGAGAGUUUGAUGCGGAUGGAGGAGGUAAAACAGCGGGCCGCGGCCGGCCGCCUGUGCCUCGUCAUCCACGGCAAGGUGUACGAUGUCAGCGACUUCGCCGCGGAGCACCCCGGCGGCGAGUCCGUGCUGCUGGAGAAGUCUGGGAAGGACGCGACGGAGGCGUUUGAGGACGCGGGUCACUCGGGGGACGCGCGCGACAUCAUGCAGCAGUACUACAUCGGCGAGCUUGAAACGGAAGGGUCAACGUCGGAAAGGCCGCAGGCGAAGAAAAUACCGGGGUGCUCCUCGCCGAGGUCCGCCAAAUGCUGCUGCUGGCUGUGGCUGGCGCCGGCGGUGGCGGUCGGGUUGGUGGUCGCCUGGCGCUACUACCGCAGGGCCUAGCGGGGGCCACGCGGGAGCCACGCGGGAGCCACGCGGGAACUUUCCAGCCAGCCCGGCCAGCCUGUACGAGGCCUCGGGAGCUCGGCAUUCCGUACGCUGAACCUUCACUCGCAGCCUAGCCCAGCCACUCGACACAAUGACUCAGAACUCGGCCCGCAACUAGCUACCAACAAAGCCCAGCUAUCCUCAACCAAGACUUGUCAUCAUCAUCAUCAUUCAUUACGCCGAUGUCGUGCCUCACACAAGCGUAAAAACAAGUGCCGGGAGCGGCAACCGAUGCAAAUCGAGAAGCACAAUUGAACGGAGGACUCGUGGACUCAGAUUCACAAUAAUUUUUCAAAAAAAAAAACCUUGAGUACCAACUCUGCACUACCAGCUCAGCCCUGCCACCCUGUUGUACCAGGACCUGACCCUACCAACUCAGCCCUGCCACCCCGCACCUAUCAGCACACAGACCUGACGCUCGGCCAGUCCCGCCGGCUAGCCUUCCCAGCUAAGGCGCGUGACCCACUCUGCACUACCGGCUCUAGCCCAGGGGUCGGCAAAACCUGCGGCUCUUGAGCAGCAUGCAGCCCUUUAGAGGAAGCGCUUCGUGUACGUUAUUUAUUGAGGACCACCACCAUCUCGUAUUGACCACGUGCAUUGCGCGGCUCUUGAGAGAUCGAUUUUAUUUUUACCGAAUAAAAAAAAAAUGUUAUUUCCAUUGCCGACCCCCGCGCUAGCCCGAGGACUCGUCACCAGACCCAGCGUGCUACCUGCUUAGCCCUGCCACGCUGCGCAAGGACUACAGCUACUCGGGUUGCCCCUUCAGCCGGCGCAGUACCGUCGGCAGAACAGGCUGCGGACUACCCGACAUCAACUGCGUGCCUGAGUACCCAGCUGUUUCCAGCCCCCCCCGUCUUCUCCCUCCAGAGGAGAGGCCGACGAGAAACAUGGAAACAUGUGCCCACCUCGCCCACCUCUCCCUGCAUUAGCCCUAGGGGCUCGCUCUCUCUCCCCUGCUUUGCCACGGUGGCUAGGAGAUGUUAACUAUCUCGCCCGGUGUGCAGGAGGUCGUGGGGUUCGAUCCAGACCCUGACGCCUGCUGCUGUAUAUUUGGAGUUUGCAUGUCUCUCAUCAUCAUCAUCACGGUGGCUAGGAGAUGUUAACUAUCUCGCCUGGUGUGCAGGAGGUCGUGGGGUUCGAUCCAGACCCUGACGCUUGCUGUGUAUUUCGAGGUGCGUUUCUCUCUCCCCGUGGUCGCUCGGAUUUUUUUUUUUCUCUCCGGAUCUUCCGGAUUUUUGUCCCCUCCACAUUCAGAAUCAACGUCGCACGUUCAGAGUAUUUGGCUGCGAUGAAUUUCCACGAUGAUGAUGAUAAGCCACUUUGGUGGAGCUGUAAAUUGUGGCCAGUUCAAUUCUGAAAGAGAGCUAUACAGCUCGGUGGGCCUUAGCCGGUAAAAUAAAAAUAGUUAUGAGUUUAGCUUUUUACACCGCUAGCCUGCCCACUGGCGAGCCCAAACAUUGGUUGCUGCGUCGGGUUUAUUGAGCCCAGGUACGGGCCGUUUGGCUCAGGGGUCAGAGACACUGAGCUGGCAUUCCCUGGGUUUGACGCCCGGUUUCAGCCGCCCUUUGUAUUAAAACCCAGAACGGCGUGCGUGUGCGCGCGCGCGUGUGUGUGUGCGUGAGAGUGGUCCUUGAUAGGUGCUCGCUAUAACAGCACUCGCUCCAAACAGUCUGUUCAGGCUAUACGGGGGGAUCUUUUGUCUUUGAAUGGCCUGCGGAAGCGGAUAUCAUAGAACAUCUUGUGAGAUCCCUUCAUAGUAACUUUUUAAAAAAUGAAUUGAAACACUAUGGGGGUGGGGGGGGGGGCAGGGCGGUACUUUCUUGCCUGCCCCUGCUGCAGAG